Molecule: messenger RNA, 16977 nt
Organism: Coregonus sp. 'balchen'
Lineage: Eukaryota; Metazoa; Chordata; Actinopteri; Salmoniformes; Salmonidae
Source: the annotation of a GenBank genome assembly
ACUAAGAAGCAAGAUGACGUCAACUCCUGCAAUCGUGAUGAUCAUCCUGAUUGGUGGCAGCUGCCAGAGACUGACCUUCCCUUGUGGACUCCCUGAAUCUGUGACUGACCUUCCCUUGCGGACUACCUGAAUCUGUGACUGACCUUCCCUUGCGGACUACCUGAAUCUGUGACUGACCUUCCCUUGCGGACUACCUGAAUCUGUGACUGACCUUCCCUUGCGGACUACCUGAAUCUGUGACUGACCUUCCCUUGCGGACUACCUGAAUCUGUGACUGACCUUCCCUUGCGGACUACCUGAAUCUGUGACUGACCUUCCCUUGCAGACUACCUGAAUCUGUGACUGACCUUCCCUUGCGGACUACCUGAAUCUGUGACUGACCUGCCCUUGCAGACUACCUGAAUCUGUGACUGACCUUUUGAACGAUGUAAAGAAGCAUUGUGGACUUCACGGCAACUUCAGACUUCAGUUCAUGGACCCUAUUUUUGGAAAUGAGUUCUUUAACCUGAACUCAGAAGUAGUGGACAGAGCUACUCUUCAAGUUAUUGACAUGUCAGAGAUCCCCCACAAUUCACUGUGCUGAAACCUCCAGCAGUAUCAACACCCCACUCCCGACAACCUCCGCCUUCAAUCGUCGCCACGUCGAUGACUCGUCAAAACACUAUCCAGAGGCUCAGUUGACACUGACACACUGUCUUCUCCAGAGUCCACUAGCUCACGGUCCUCUUGGCCUGCUUUGUUCUGUGUGCCUCGAUUCUCCCAUGAUGCCGAGCUAAAACUUCAGCAGGCCAAUUCAGCUCGCCUUUAAAGUGGCUCUCUACUUGUUCCAGAGCCUAAGUUGAAGUCAGACAUACUCGAAGGCUUGUUGCAAGAAAUUGUCCAGUAUAAAGUUCAUGCCACUGAUGGAGAGAUGGAACAGGUUGCACAGAGUCUAAUCAAGAAGCAUCCGUGUUUGACUGAGAAGUGUUCCUUCACUGGAUGUGGCGGAUGGAAAACCAGUUUGAAAUACAAACUGGCAAACUACCGCACUCGCCUGAGAAGACUGGGAUGUCCAGAGGUGACGAUAAACUCCUUGAAGCACAAACCUGCAGGGAAGUCAAGUGCAGCCUAUGGUGUUAUAAAGGCAAAGAGAGCAGAAGGGAACUUUUACCCCACAUCUCCCUCAGGAGAAACAGAAGAGAGCCUCGAGGACAUGCGGAAAGCUCAACUGUCCGAUGUGAAGAAAAGGAACAACAGAGAGACAGUGAAGUUCAAAAUGGAGAAGACGUUUGCAUACAGGAGGCAUUAAGUUGACCGUGGCGCACCCACGGUAGAGGACUUCAUGGCCAGAUGGCCUGCGCUCUUUGAAGUCAUUGAGGUAAGUUAGCCAUGCUUGUCUUAUGGUUGAUCUAUUGGGUAUGUUAUCUGGGAGUUCUUGGUGAAGGUAGAAUAUUAUUUUCCCUCAGCUUGCCACAUAAGUGAGCCUUAUUCAGAGUUAUCACCAUUUGUGAUGACUGCCUAGUUAUUUCUCUCUCUAUAGAGAACCCUCUAGUUUGCUGCUUGUGUGAUCAUCUCCAGUCUAUUUUGCUUUCUGCAGUUUUUAAUCUAAUUUGUUUAAUUACUAUUUUCAGGUUAAUGCUGAGUUUAAGAGAAUCACCACAACCCCAACUCCAGUCCAAAUGUCUUUCUCAGAUAACCUGCUGAAGUUGGUCCAAAGAAGAGGAGGAUAGCUGGGCAGAAGACAUAUCAAUCAUGGCACCCACGGCUGAUGGAAUAAUUCCUUAUGCUUCAAAAGGCACAUUCAUAUGUGGUUCUACACCAAAAGUUGACUUCAAAAUGAGACAUAAAUAAAGAAAUCCUUCUUCUAUUUUCUUAAAAUAGCAACAUAGAUGUCAGACGAGAGUGUAUGAUAAAGUGUGUGUGUAUAUGGGUGAAAGAAACCCUCAUUCAGGAAUAUGUGGUACGUUAAUAGAUUGGUGUUUCCUUCUUCCUUACUUUUCAUUCUCUUCCUGUUCCAUCAUAUUCUAUCACUAUUCUAUGACCGUGUCAUCUCCUCUGUCUUCCAUCUUAUUUCAUUAGCUGCGGUUAAUGCACUAUUUUUUGUAUUCAGAAUUGUAUUAUUCAGAUGAAAGACUCCAUGUAUUUUUUUGUUUGCAUGAAUGCUGAAUACAGUGAUCAAAUUGUCUAUGUCUCAAAUGUAAUCUGAAUAGAUUGAAAUCUUGGUUAUAACUUUAAAUUUUAGUCUUAAUAGGCAGUGUUAAAAUAUUAUAUAUAUAUUUAUUAUAUAUUACCAGCAGUUCUUGAUUUAGUCGACACUCAAAAGGACUCCAGUCUUCAUUUAUUUCCGUCUGGAUCAUGCUCUUGUGCUUCAUGACUAUACUUUUUGCAAUCUAGCGUCUCUAACUGUAAACACUUCAUUGAUGAAGGAUUCAUUUUGUGCGAUUGACAAGUUUUGCCUUUUGUGUCUUGUUCAGGGCAUGGAUGAAGAGGAAGAGGAUGAAGAGUCCACCAAGGACACUACUGAGGCCGAUCUACAUGAUCAAAGACCGCGAACCAGAGGACACUGGGAUUGUCCUCGAAGGGGCGUCAAGGUGCUGCAGGAUCUGGGCAACGUAGUGUUUGCUGUUGCCAUGAACCUCAGGUACCUUUACUGAUCUCCGCUACACCUUUUAAGUCUUUCAGAAGGUUUUUACGGAACUGAAUGGCUUUCUAACAAAGCUGUUGCAUUUUCAAAACAGGCUGUUUCAGUGAUCUGUUGGGUUGUGUGUUGUAUUUCAGACUGUAUGUUUCACUUAUGUUGAACUUGUUAGAUUGUUUACAAAAACUCAAAAACAGAAUGAGCAGAACAAAUGAUAUUUGCUUGACAAAAAGAAAAUAAGUAAACUGAACAAGAAUAACUGUGUUAUCAAGAAAGAUCAAGUGUAAUAUAUUAUAAAAAAAUAAAGCAAACUGGGUGGAAUAUGGGGAAAAAUGCACAACAUUAUUUUUUAAUCUUCAACAUAGGAAUGCUACCAAAAAUAAUUUAAUGAAACUGGUUACAAUUGACGGAGUCACCCAUGAUUCACCAAAUUAUAUUUUGAAGGAGGAAACAAAGUACUUUAAGCAUAUGUUUUCUUUUCAGUCGCCUCCAUCUCCUCUAACUGAAGCUAAUUGUAGAGAUUUUUUUUCUGUUGAUAAUGUAAAAUUAACAGCCAUACAGAAAGACUCAUGUGAAGAUGAAAUUACAGAGGAGGAACUUCUGGAUGCAAUUAAAGACUUUAAGUCCGGGAAAACUCCAGGGUUGGAUGGCAUACCAGUCGAGGUAUACCAAACUUUUUUGAUAUACUAAGAGGACCGUUAUUAGCAUGUUUUAAUCACUCCUAUGUAAAUGGUAGAUUAUCUGACACUCAAGAAGAAGAUCUCAUUAUUACUGAAACAGGAUACAAGUGGAAAAUAUAAAGAUCCAGUCCAUUAAAAACAUUGGAGGCCCCUUACACUUCAGUGUUGUGAUGCAAAGAUUAUAGCAAAAUGUAUAGUGCAUAGAAUUAAAAAGGUAUUGUCGGAUAUUAUUCAUUCUAAUCAGACAGGUUUUUUACAUAGAAGAUACAUUGGAGAUAAUAUAAGGCAAGUAUUGGAAACAAUAGAACACUAUGGAAAAUAUGGGAAACCAGACCUGCUAUUCAUAGUAGACUUCGAAAAGGCAUUUGAUAAAGUACGACUGGGGUUUAUAUAUAAGAGCAUUUCAAUUUUGGAGAAUCUCUUAUAAAAUGGGUCAAAAUCAUGUAUAGUAACCCUAGGUGUAAAAUGGUAAAUAAUGGCUAUUUUUCAGAAAGUUUUAAACUGUCAAGAGGACUGAAACAAGGUUGUCCACUAUCGGCAUAUCUAUUUAUAGUGGCCAUCAAGAUGUUAGCUAUUAAAAUCAGAUCCAAUAAUAAUAUCAGAGGAUUAGAAAUACAGGGCUUAAAAAGACAGGUGUCAUUGUACACUGAUGAUUCAUGUUUUCUUUUAAAUCCACAACUAGAAUCCCUCCACAGCCUCAUAGAGGAUCUAGAUACAUUUUCUAACCUCUCUGGAUUACAACCAAAUUAUGACAAAUGUACUAUAUUACGUAUUGGAUCACUAAAAAAUACAAUUUUUACAUUACCAUGUAGUUUACCAAUAAAAUGGUCUGAUGGUGAUGUGGAUAUACUCUGAAUACAUAUCCCAAAGGAAAUAAAUGAUCUCACUUCAAUAAAUGUUAAUAGAAAGUUAGCAAAAAUAGAUAAGAUCUUGCUACCAUGGAAAGGUAAAUACCUGUCAAUUUGUGGAAAAAUCACCCUGAUUAACUCUUUAGUAUUAUCCCAGUUAACCUAUUUGCUUAUGGUCUUGCCUACGCCUAGCGAACAGUUUUUUAAAUUAUAUGAGAAAGAAAUAUUCAGUUUUAUUUGUAACGGCAAGCCAGACAAAAUUAAAAGGGCCUAUUUAUAUAAUGAAUAUGAAUUUGGAGGACAGAAAUUAUUACAUAUUAAAGCAUUAGACCUAUCACUAAAAGCUUCAGUCAUACAAAAGUUAUACUUAAAUCCGAACUGGUUCUCAAGCAAAUUAGUAAGAUUGUCUCACCCAAUGUUCAAGAAAGGCCUUUUUCCCUUUAUUCAGAUUACAACAACUCUUUUUCAGUUAUUUGAAAAGGAAAUAAUCUCCCAAAUAUCACUAUUUCUAAAACAAGCCAUAGAAAGUUGGUUGCAAUUUCAAUGUAAUCCUCCAGAAACGACAGAACAAAUAAUGCAACAAAUAUUGUGGUUAAAUUCAAAUAUACUAAUUGAUUGACUAAUUGACAAAAAACCUUUAUUUUUGGACAGAAUGUUUAAAAAAGGUAUAAUCUUCGUAAAUGAUAUCAUCGGUAGGACUGGUGGAGUUAUGUCGCACAUGCAGCUAACAAAAAACAUAUGGAAAUGUCUGCUCUACCCAAAAUUACAACCAAAUAAUUGCAGCCUUACCGCAAAAGUGGAAGAGGAAAGUGGAAGGGGGAGAAAGUAAGGAACUUGUCUGUCGGCCUUGCAUUAAAGAACAUAUUUGGUUAAGGAAAACCGUGAUAAAUAAAAAAGUAUAUCAGUUUCACUUAAGGACCAAAGGAUUGACAGCCGUCCCAUAUCAACGUGAUCUGAAGAACUGUAAUAUCAAAAGAAAAAUGUAGUUGUGAUUGAACAAGGAAAUAUAUAGGAUAUCUACUAUACAUCGACAAGACAGAACGGUGGCAUCGGGGAAGCUCAGGGCAAGGGGUGUAUGGUCUCUUUGUUAACAGCAGCUGGUGCGCCAUCUCUAAUAUUAAGGAAGUCUCUGAGUUCUGCUCACCUGAACUAGAGUAUCUCAUGAUAAGCUGUAGACCCACACUAUUUACCAAGAUAGCUUUCAUCUAUAUUUUUUGUAGCUGUCUAUUUGCCACCACAAACCGACACUGGUACUAAGACCCCACUCAACCAGCUGUAUAGGGCCGUAAGGGCCAUAAGCAAACAAGAAAAUGCUCACCCGCAGGGAAAUUUAAAUCAAUUUUACCUCAUUUCCAGAAGUGGUUUACCCAUACAUCUCCAUUUUUGAUAGAUAGCUCUUUGUGUUGUUGUUUGUUUAGUGUUUCCCCCCCAAAAAAAAUCCAAUUUUCCCAGAAGUGUUUAGAGUCUAUGGAUUCUUCAAUUACAUUGAGCUGAUUUCUGACAUGCUGUUCCUUCUUUUUCCGUAGUGUAUUUCUGUAUUGUUUUAGUGAUUCACCAUAGUGAAGGCGUAGGCUCAGGUUUUCUGGGUCUCUAUGUUUUUGGUUUGAUAGGUUUCUCAAUUUCUUUCUUAGGUUUUUGCAUUCUUCAUCAAACCAUUUGUCAUUGUUGUUACUUCGUGUUUCUGUUAGAUAUUUUUAGAUUUGAUAGGGAAGCUGAGAGGUCAAAUAUACUGUUUAGGUUUUCUACUACCAAGUUUACACCUUCACUAUUACAGUGGAACAUUUUGUCCAGGAAGUUGUCUAAAAGGGAUUGUAUUUGUUGUUGCCUAAUUGUUUUUUGGUAGGUUUUCGACAAUACUUUCCUUCCAUCUAUAGCAUUUCUGAAUAUUAUUCAGUUCCUUUGGCUUUGAUUCCUCAUGAUUGAGUAUUACUCUGUUCAAGUAGACUGUGAUUUUGCUGUGGUCUGAUAGGGGUGUUAGUAGGCUGACUGUGAACGCUCUGAGAGACUCUGGGUUGAGGUCAGUGAUAAAGUAGUCUACAGUACUACUGCCAAGAGAUGAGCUAUAGGUGUACCUACCAUAGGAGUCCCUUCGAAGCCUACCAUUGACUAUGUAUAUACCCAGUGUGCGACAGAGCUGCAGGAGUUGUGACCCAUUUUUGUUGGUUAUGUCGUCGUAGUUGUGCCUAGGGGGGCAUAUGGGGGAGGGAAUGCUGUCACCUCCAGGUAGGUGUUUGUCCCCCUGUGUGCUGAGGGUGUCAGGUUCUUGUCCAGUUUUGGCAUUUAGGUCACCACAGACUAGUACAUGUCCCUGGGCCUGGAAAUGAUUUAUUUCCCCCUCCAGGAUGGAGAAUCUCUCUCUCUCUCUCUCUCUCUCUCUCUCUCUCUCUCUCUCUCUCUCUCUCUCCCUCCUUCCCUUCCUCUGUGCCAACCGGAGAAACAGAGUCUCUCUUUUUAAAAAUGAAGUUAGUCUGCUUUUUUUCCAUCUCUUCUCCUCUCCUCAACAGUCCACCGUACUCCUCUAACCUCCUCUUUCUCUCCCCCCUGUCCUCUCUCCUCUCCUCCCCCUCUCCCCCUGUCCUCUCUCCUCUCCUCCCCCUCUCCCCCAUGUCCUCUCUCCUCUCCUCCCCCUCUCCCUCUGUCCUCCUACCCUCCUCUCCCCCCCCCCCCCCCCCUCCACCUCUCCUUAGACCCCAUUGUCUUAUAUCACAGAGAUGUUGUAAUUACCAUUAGCACCAACAAGAGGCAGCAGCAGCUUCAUUGGUAUGCUACUGAUUGUCUGGUGAUAGGGGGAGAGCCUGGCAGGUAGACAAUGAACAAAUGCCACCAGGGGUAGGGUGGCACUAGGGACACAUUGGGAUGGUCCUACCUCCAAUCCCCUCCGGGCCCCUGUUGUCAAAGCAGAGAGAGAGGACCAACAAAAGCUCCGUCAUUCACCACACGACGACAUGCAGCCAUUUUAAUUAAUUUUCACUCAGCUCUCCUUGCAGUGUUUAGUGUGGUGGCGACCCCCAGUUAUCCACCUAUAGCCUUAAUGCCUAGGCUAUUCCCCAGUGUGUGUGUGUGUGUGUGUGUGUGUGCGUGUGUGUUUGUGUGUGUGUGUGUGUGUGUGUGUGUGUGUGUGUGUGUGUGUGUGUGUGUGUGUGUGUGUGUGUGUGUGUGUGUGUGUGUGUGUGUGUGUGUGUGUGUGUGUGUGUGUGUGUGCGCGAGUGCGAGUGUGUGGACGUGUUUAACUACAGUGACUUCGGAAAGUAUUCAGACCCCUUGACUUUUUCCACAUUUUGUUACGUUACAGCCUUAUUCUAAAAUUGAUUAAAUAAAUAAUAAUCCUUAUCAAUCUACACACAAUACCACAUAAUGACAAGGCAAAAACAGGUUUUUAGAAAUGUUUGCAGAUUUAUUAAAAAUAAAAAACAGAAAUAUCUUAUUUACAUAAGUAUUCAGACCCUUUGGUAUGUGAUUCGAAAUUGAGCUCAGGUGCAUCCUGUUUCCAUUGAUCAUCCUUGAGAAGUUUCUACAACUUGAUUGGAGUCCACCUGUGGUAAAUUAACUUGAUUGGACAUGAUUUGGAAAGGCACACACCUGUCUAUAUAAGGUCCCACAGUUGACAGUACAUGUCAGAGCAAAAACCAAGCCAUGAGGUCAAAGGAAUUGUCCGUAGAGCUCCGAGACAGGAUUGUGUCGAGGCACAGAUCUGGGGAAGGGUACCAAACAAUGUCUGCAGCAUUGAAGGUCCCCAAGAACACAGUGGCCUCCCUCAUUCUUAAGACGUGACGCUUGGCAUUCAGGCCAAAGAAUUCAAUCUUGGUUUCAUCAGACCAGAGAAUCUUGUUUCUCAUGGUCUGAGAGUCCUUUAGGUGCCUUUUGGCAAACUCCAAGCGGGCUGUCAUGUGCCUUUUACUGAGGAGUGGCUUCCGUCUGGCCACUCUACCAUAAAGGCCUGAUUGGUGGAGUGCUGCAGAGAUAGUUGUCCUUCUUGAAGGUUCUCCCAUCUCCACAGAGGAACUCUAGAGCUCUGUCAGAUUGACCAUCAGGUUCUUGGUCACCUCCCUGACCAAGGCCCUUCUUUCCUGAUUGCUCAGUUUGGCUGGGCGGCCAGCUCUAGGAAGAGUCUUGGUGAUUCCAAACUUCUUCCAUUUAAGAAUGAUGGAGGCCACUGUGUUCUUGGGGACCUUCAAUGACUUCCCCAGAUCUGUACCUCGACAUAAUCUUGUCUUGGAGCUCUACGGACAAUUCCUUCUACAUCAUGGCUUGGUUUUUGCUCUGACAUGCACUGUCAACUGUGGGUCCUUAUAGAGACAGGUGUGUGCCUUUCCAAAUCAUGUCCAAUCAAUUGAAUUUACCACAGGUGGACUCCAAUCAUGUUGUAGAGACAUCUCAAGGAUGAUCAAAGGAAACAGGAUUAACCUGAUCUCAAUUUUGAAUCACAUACCAAAGGGUCUGAAUACUUAUGUAAAUAAGUAUAUUUUCUGUAUUUAAUAUAUUUGCAAAAAUUUCAAAAAAACUGUUUUCACUUUGUCAUUAUGGGGUAUUGUGUAUAGAUUGGUGAGGGGAAAAAAUUAUUUAAUCAAUUUUAGAAUAAGGCUGUAACGUGGGUUUACAAGUUAAUUGGGUUUACAAGUUAAUUAACUUUCAAAUCAGAAUAACUUUCUCAUUGUUCCUCAACUGUAGUGUAUGAUAUACCAUUUUCUAUCUCUGAGUCUCUACUUUUAUCCAAUGUAAAAUAUAUAUGGGUGUCAAAUCACUUCAAAAUUUGACAUUUGGAGAAAUGUGACUAAACAUCUAAUUCUACAGGGCUUGUUGGGCUGUUGUCUGUGCAUGCCUGCAUGCCUGGCGGGUCCAAUAUGCUAGGGGAAGCAUCCCUAAAAGUAAAUUGAAUUAAAUUGUCAAAAUUAGGCUAUAUAAUUGGGCCUGUUAAUAAAUAAAUAAAAAUACUACACCAGAAAGCUUUGAUUUGGUCACAGAGGAUCAUUAGCUUCUGUUAAAAAACUGUUUUUAAAUCACAAGCCUACAGUUGGGAAGCCCAUAAUUUGGGCAGCUGUGGAAUGCAGUGUUAGAGUUUUUCCAAACAUAAUGGGACCCAUCUCGUCCACAAAGUUGACUCAAGUUUGCCAAAAAGCACCUGGAAGCAUCUGGAUGAUCAUCAAGAAUGUUCUAUGGACAGAUGAGUCAAAAGUGUAACGUUUUGGACGAGAUGGGUCCCAUUAUGUCUGGCGAAAACCAAACACUGCAUUCCACAGUAAGAACCUUAUACCAACGGUCAAGCAUGGUGGUGGUGGUGUGAUGGUUUGGAGAUGCUUUGCUGCCUUGAAACCUGGACGACUUGCCUUAAUAGAAGGAACCAUGAAUUCUGCUCUGUAUCAGAGAAUUCUACAGAAUGUCAGACCAUCCGUCUGUGAGCUGAAGCUGAAGCGCAGCUGGGUCAUGCAGCAAGACAAUGAUCCAAAACACACAAUUAAGUCUACAUAAAAAUGGCUAUAAAGCAACACAUUUGAAGUUUUGGAAUGGCCUAAUCCCAAUUGAGAUGUUGUGGCAGGACUUGAAACAAGCAGUUCAUGCUUGAAAACCCACAAUUGUCGCUGAUUUAAAGCAGUUCUGCAUGGAGGAGUGGGCCAAAAUUCCUCCACAGCGACAUGAAAGACUGAUCAACAACUACAGGAAGCAUUUGGUUGGAGUGGUUGCAGCUGAAGGUGGCACAACCAGUUAUUGAGAGUAAGGAGGCAAUUACUUUUUCACACAGGGGCAUUGGGCAUUGGGUGUUGCAGAGAUUUGUUUAUGAAAGAAAUGAAAUAAGUAUGUCAUUGUUGUGUUAUUUGUUACUCAGGUUCCCUUUAUCUAAUAUUAGGUUUUGGUUGAAGAUCUGAUAACAUUCAGUAUCAAAAAUAUGCAAAAGUAGAGAAAAUUAGAAAGGGGGCAAAUACUUUUUCAUAGCACUGGGCGCAUUAGCAAAGGAUACCUAGGUCUCAACAUGUCUUCCCUGUUAAUGAGACCUGGAUCUCAACAUGUAAUAAUAAUAUGCCAUUUAGCAGACGCUUUUAUCCAAAGCGACUUACAGUCAUGUGUGCAUACAUUUUUACGUAUGGGUGGUCCCGGGGAUCGAACCCACUACCCUGGCGUUGCAAGCGCCAUGCUCUACCAGCUGAGCUACAGAGGACCACUGUAUAACAUGUAUAACAUGUAUAACAUGUCUUCCCUGUUUAAAAUAAAGGUUCAAUAAAUAAACUGUUUUUAUUGAUCUCUUUGUCAGCAGAGUCACCCUGUCAUUUUUGUUGUGUUAAAAAAAAAUAUUCAGCUAAUGUCUACAGACUCCAGUCAUAGAAAUUGCAUGAAAUGUGUUAAUACAAGGGCACAAAAAAAAAAAUCCUGUGCAAAGAAAGGAGUAGAAAGUCUCUGAUGUGGCUGCUGAUUUAAACAGUCUUUUUUUUGCAAACAGUUAUUAUCAUCCUACAUUAUGACUAUCUAUCCACUCAUCGCUUUCAUUUCAUUCAGAGGACACACUGGCACAUCUUUCGGUCUCACCUCAGUAAAAGGGUCCUCUGUAGCUCAGCUGGUAGAGCACGGCGCUUGUAACGCCAAGGUAGUGGGUUCGAUCCCCGGGACCACCCAUACACAGAAAAAAAAAUGUAUGCACGCGUGACUGUAAGUCGCUUUGGAUAAAAGCGUCUGCUAAAUGGCAUAUUAUUAUUAUUAUUAUUAUUAUACCACGUUAUGACUAUCUACUCAUCACAUUAAGAAAUAGGAGGCUAUCUUACAUAAGUCUGCAAAUGCCAUGAAAGAUGCAUACAAUGCUUUAUUAUAAAGGUGCACUUUUUAUUGUGAAAAACAUUGCUUCACCACACUUGAAACACAUGCGCCGUCUAUGCGUGCGUGUGUGUGUGCGUGCCUGUGCUGGAUCUUGUGUGUGUGUGUGUGUGCAUGAGUGUGUGUGCUUGCGUGUGUGUGUGUGUGUGUGUGUGUGUGUGUGUGUGUGUGUGUGUGUGUGUGUGUGUGUGUGUGUGUGUGAGCCCACUGCCCCCGAGCAUGUCUCCUCAUUUCAGAGUGCUGUCACUCCCUCUUCCUGGCAUCUAUUAACACAAGCCAUUAUCAUGUUAAUCUCUAUGAUUAUAAUAGUAAUUUAUGCGCAUUGACUUCUAUGGACAUACAGAGAUGAGCUGUGACCGCUGUUGAGGAAGACUUGGAGAAGAACAUCACUAUAUUUGUAUCUCUUAUCUCAUUCUGUCUUUGCACUUAAAGAUGUAGGAUCUUAAUUUGAUCACUCUUUUGUUGCUGAGAAUUUUCCUGCACAGCAGUAUAUGCAAACCUUUAGUGUAUUUCAGUUUUUAAAAGGCUUCUAAAGUGUAUAAUAUCCACUUUGAAAAUUCAGACUUGAUUUUCCCUAAUGAAAAAUGUAUUUAAUUGUAUUUUAUUUGAGAUCAACCCCUACCCCUUUCUCUACCUCUCUCUCCCUCUCCCUCUCUCUCUCUACCUCUCUCUCCCUCUCCCUCUAUCUCUACCUCUCUCUCCCUCUCCCCCUCUCUCUCUACCUCUCUCUCCCUCUCUCUCUAAUUUAUUCACAGAUAGUGUAGUAAUUAGGCUGUUAAAUUAAAACUGUAUUACUCUUAUUAACAUUGUAACUACCAACUCCACCCUCUUCACACGCUAAGCAAAGACACAUCCAGCACUAAUACUCUUGAAGAAUCCCACUGAGUGUGAACGGGACCUGAUGGUGUGUUUGUAAAACAAAGAAAUUUUUCUCAAAUCUCCCAAGUCACCCUUUUGUUUGGUUUAAACAACCCAACAUUUAACAUUUAUUCAGUGUUUACACACACAAAGGCUUCCUGAACCUCCUCUCUAACAGAACACACACAUUGGGUGGCACCAGUAUUAAUAUACAUUUUCAUUUAUUAUAGAGCAGGUCAAACUAUUUAGUCAAGGAUCAGAUCUGAUUUAUAAUAACAACACGAACACAUCACAAAUUGCACCCUGUUCCCUAUGUAGUGCACAAAUGGCACCCUAUUCCCUAUGUAGUGCACAAAUGUCACCCUAUUCCCUAUGUAGUGCACAAAUGGCACCCUAUUCCCUAUGUAGUGCACAAAUGGCACCCUAUUCCCUAUGUAGUGCACAAAUGGCACCCUAUUCCCUAUGUAGUGCACAAAUGGAACCCUAUUCCCUAUGUAGUGCACAAAUGGAACCCUAUUCCCUAUGUAGUGCACAAAUGGCACCCUAUUCCCUAUGUAGUGCACAAAUGGCACCCUAUUCACUAUAUAGUGCACUAAUUUUGACCAGAGCCCUGUGUAUGUUCACCAGUCUAACACAACACCCACAGCAAUGUUUCCACAGAACAGCCCUGUGGGCGUUGGUCAUAAGGAGUGUACUAUAUAGAGAAUAGUGGGCCAUGUGGGAUGCAUCCUACGACUACUAAACAGUUAAAAGGGGAUUGUUGGGUUGUGUUUCUAUUGUCUGGGUAAACAUUGCUGUGGGUGUUGUUAGAGUGGUGAACCCAAUUCAUUUAAUCGCUCCCCCUCUCUCAUUUCCCCUCUCAUUUACUCUCCCCCCCCCCCCCCCCCCCCCCACACACACACAUACACACACACACAUACACUCACACACACACACACACACACACACACACAUACACACACACACACACACACACACACACACACACACACACACACACACACACACACACACACACGUUUCCCCUCCGUUUUUAAAUGUUGUUUUGGAGGAGAGAGACCCCUUGCUGUGCUGGAGACACACACACACACACACACACACACACAUACACUCACACACUCACACACACACACAUACACUCACACACACACACGUUUCCCCUCCGUUUUUAAAUGUUGUUUUGGAGGAGAAAGACCCCUUGCUGUGCUGGAGACACACACACACACACACACACACACGCACACGCACACAUGCACACACACACAUGCACACACACACACACACACACACUCACACAAACCACAUCGUUCUCCAUAUGGUACCACGUUUUACCUGCAGGCUGUGUGUGUGUGUGUGUGUGUGUGUGUGUGAGUGUGGUGUGUGUGAAUGUGUGUGUGUGUGUGUGUGUGUGUGGUGUGUGUGUGUGUGUGAGUGUGUGCAUUUGCGUGCACACGUGUGUGUGUGAGGUAAUGGAGUUGUGCUUCAUGUGUUUUUGUGGCCUUCACAAAAUGCAGCAAUCAUUUUGUGCAUGUGUGUGUGUUUGCUUGUGCAAAUGUGGUAUCAGGGUCAAAUAUGACCUGCUGGGAAAUGAUUCAGUCAUUUCAAUAGACAAUGUUUUACUUAAUGGACUUUUGAUAUUUCUUACCAUCUUCCCCCUCAAAAACGUUCAUUGUAUUAUUACAGUGCAAAUCAAAUUAAUUGAUCAACCUUGUUACGUUUCAGAGUUUUGAGACAUGCUGUAAUAUUCUACCUGGAAAAACAUUUAAAUUCUGGUCUUAAUUUUGGCAGUUCAUUGCAAAAGUGAUAUAUUUGGGUAUUCUACUAGUAAAUGCAGCUCCUUUUGCCCCUAGUGGUUCAACUCUACCAUUGAAAUCACGACGUCUAUGUCAUCUCAAGGGUUCAGUAUGAAAUACAAUACACUCCCUUCUAGAUUUGCUGGGUGGUGCAAACCUCAAGGCAUACCAUAAAAGCAGGUGACAGCGUGCCUUAUUUCAAUAUAGUGCAACUGCAGCCCAGCAUUCCUGGUGGUUCCUUCAUGAAUACCAGGUUACGGCUAGCUAGCUACCGUUGUCGCCCCCUUCUUCUUCUUCUGUGGGGUUUAUCGACGGCUGGCUUCCGAAGUUAUUGUUAAUUAACGCCACCUACUGUACUGGGGCGCCCCCGCCUCCCACCUAUGUACCAGAGUCCUAGCUCUGUCUUGUUGUUGUUGUUUUUUAUCGUAUUUAAUUAUUUUGCACUAUAGCCUAUUUAUUGCCUUACCUCCAUAACUUGCUACAUUCGCACACACUGUAUAUAGAUUUUCUGUUGUAUUUUUUGACUUUAUGUGUUUUACCCCAUAUGUAACUCUGUGUUGUUUUUAUCACACUGCUUUGCUUUAUCUUGGCCAGGUCACAGUUGUAAAUGAGAACUUGUUCUCAACUGGCUUACCUGGUUAAAUAAAGGUGAAAUAAAAAAUAAAAAAUAAAAAUGUUAUUACUGUUAUUAUUUUUACAAUUGUCCAAUAGAAGUAUAAAGAGAAUGCAGGAACGCCCACAUGCAGGAACGUCAAUAUGCAGGAACGCCCACAUGCAGGAACGCCCGCAUGCAGGAACGCCCACACGCAGGAACGCCCGCAUGCAGGAACGCCCACAUGCAGGAACGCCCACACGCAGGAACGCCCACAUGCAGGAACGCCCACAUACAGGAACGCCCACAUACAGGAACGCCCACAUGCAGGAACGCCUACAUACAGGAACGCCCACAUGCAGGAAUGCCCACAUGCAGGAACGCCAACAUACAGGAACGCCCACAUACAGGAACGCCCACAUGCAGGAACGCCCACAUACAGGAACGCCCACAUGCAGGAACGCCCCGAAUUGCAGGCCACAAUUGCACCCAUCUCCCUUAUUUGGCAAUGGUCUUGGUAAGUGGAGUGUGCCAAUAUAUUUUGCGUGAUGCUUCCUUGACUGACAUAAACACAAAAUUCAAAAGGCAGUAAGGUACAUUUCCACAUAUGACCAAAUUCAAUGUUUUUGCUUAAUGUUUCAUACACAUCUUUUUGCUUUUAAGAAGAAAACAAAACAUGUAGGCUAUGAGGAUUAUAUACGUUUAUGUUCGUAGCUACAUCCAUCGUAACAAGAAAAAGAUGGUGGUCAUCUCAAUAUGUUACAUUUAUCUCAACUGCUUAAACAGAUUGGUGGGGCAGUCUGCUAAAACAGAUUGGUGGGGCAGUCUGCUAAAACAGAUUGGUGGGGCAGAAUGCUAAAACAGAUUGGUGGGGCAGUCUGCUAAAACAGAUUGGUGGGGCAGUCUGCUAAAACAGAUUGGUGGGGCAGUCUGCUAAAACAGAUUGGUGGGGCAGUCUGCUAAGACAGAUUGGAUGGUUCAUAGAGUUCCAAUCUCAUUUUUUUUCUUAAAAUCCUUGAUUUACAAUAUUGAUCCCGUGCCCACACACUUCUAAUUCUGAAAAGUGAAAGCAUACCUGUGAGGGGGGGUCGCCCUGGUAGUAGUUGUGGGUUUUUAUACAGUACCCAAGACCAAUCUGUGAGUUAAUUUGACCAUUGGAAAAAGAGAUACUGCAAUAUGGGUUGAAUUGAAUUGAGCCCCUAAUCUUCAUGUUCAAGGUGCACUUUUCUUCCCAACACAAUUCCACAGUAAAUGUGAGUCCACAUUUGAGCUAUUCUUUUUUUUAGCCCCAUGGGGGAUUCGAAUUUACACCGCAAGUGGCAAUAGAUAUCAGGAACUCUGCGCCUUACCACUGUGAACUAACUGUCCAGAGCCGUGUUUGCUCGCAAUGCACAUAAUUUUAUUAUCAGAGCGUUCCAGUGGACUUCUGGUAAGUAUGCUUUAGUGAGAAAGUGUUGGGAUCAGGUACAACUACGUUUACCCACCUGAAAAAUUAAUAUUUAUGAGCAAUUCCCCCCACCCACAACUUCUCACCUGAAUGCAUUUGUUGAAAAUUUGAAGGGGUUGGUCGAAGGCUGAAAUUGGGGUUGAGACUUACCCUUUAAAAGGUCCUCUUCCCCCCAGUGUUCCCCAGCCCUCCCUCAUCUCCCCCCAGUGUUCCCCAGCCCUCCCUCCUCUCCCCCCAGUGUUCCCCAGCCUCCCUCCUCUCCCCCAGUGUUCCCCAGCCCUCCCUCCUCUCCCCCCAGUGUUCCCCAGCCCUCCCUCCUCUCCCCCCAGUGUUCCCCAGCCCUCCCUCCUCUCCCCCCAGUGUUCCCCAGCCCUCCCUCCUCUCCCCCCAGUGUUCCCCAGCCCUCCCUCCUCUCUCCACAGUGUUGCAGUAGUCUGCAGGCGUUACACAGUGUCCAGCCUAGUGUCCAGCCUAGUGUCCAGCCUGGUGUCCAGCCUAGUGUCCAGCCUGGUGUCCAGCCUAGUGUCCAUCCUGGUGUCCUGCCUCGUGUCCUGCCUGGUGUCCAGCCUAGUGUCCAGCCUAGUGUCCAGCCUGGUGUCCAGCCUGGUGUCCAGCCUGGUGUCCAGCCUAGUGUCCAGCCUAGUGUCCAGCCUGGUGUCCUGCCUGGUGUCCUGCCUGGUGUCCAGCCUGGUGUCCAGCCUGGUGUCCUGCCUGGUGUCCAGCCUAGUGUCCAGCCUGGUGUCCAGCCUGGUGUCCUGCCUGGUGUCCUGCCUGGUGUCCUGCCUGGUGUCCAGCCUAGUGUCCAGCCUAGUGUCCAGCCUGGUGUCCAGCCUAGUGUCCAGCCUGGUGUCCUGCCUGGUGUCCUGCCUGGUGUCCAGCCUGGUGUCCAGCCUGGUGUUCAGCCUGGUGUCCAGCCUGGUGUCCAGCCUAGUGUCCAGCCUAGUGUCCAGCCUGGUGUCCUGCCUGGUGUCCUGCCUGGUGUCCAGCCUGGUGUCCAGCCUAGUGUCCAGCCUGGUGUCCAGCCUGGUGUCCUGCCUGGUGUCCUGCCUGGUGUCCUGCCUGGUGUCCAGCCUAGUGUCCAGCCUAGUGUCCAGCCUGGUGUCCAGCCUAGUGUCCAGCCUGGUGUCCUGCCUGGUGUCCUGCCUGGUGUCCUGCCUGGUGUCCAGCCUAGUGUCCAGCCUGGUGUCCAGCCUAGUGUCCAGCCUGGUGUCCAGCCUGGUGUCCAGCCUAGUGUCCAGCCUGGUGUCCAGCCUGUCUGUCUGUCUCUUCACAUUCUCCCGCUGGCUCCUCUUUUCCAUGAAUCUUAAAAGAUUUCCAGAGGUCUGGAUUACUCCUUCAGCCUGA